Caenorhabditis auriculariae is the source of this 387-nucleotide messenger RNA. Lineage: Eukaryota; Metazoa; Nematoda; Chromadorea; Rhabditida; Rhabditidae. The record is from the annotation of a GenBank genome assembly.
AUGCUGCGAAAACCGGUGCACAGUCGGUCGCAUCGUCAUCAACGAGACGGAGUCUUAACCAAGGAACAUCCAUCUCCAUCUACGGCCAACCACAACCACAAGACCAAAGGCUUCGCUCCUUUGGCUUCCCCUGAAGUCGAACCUUCAAACCACGUCUUCUCGUUCAGCAAGCAAAUCGGUCGACGGAUCGGCAAAGGAUUUAUGAAGUUUGUUUUAUAAUUCUACUACUUUUAUUUUUGCUCCAGAAAAUCAAGUCCGUUUCGAAUUUUCAGGUUUGAACGACGGCAUUCUCUUGGACGUGAAAGAAAAAAGGGCUCGAAAGAAGAAAUCGCGAAAGAGCACCAUUCGGCCGUGGAAUUCGAGCGAUGCAGCACAUCAUCCAGCUGA